Molecule: messenger RNA, 1110 nt
Organism: Lecanosticta acicola
Lineage: Eukaryota; Fungi; Ascomycota; Dothideomycetes; Mycosphaerellales; Mycosphaerellaceae
Source: the annotation of a GenBank genome assembly
AUGGCCAUGUCGACUUUGUCAUUCCUACACUCGCAACUCUUUGUGGAGCCGAAACUUCCAGAGACCGAUCUCAGCGGCAAGGUCAUCAUAGUGACUGGGGCAAACCGAGGGCUGGGAUUUGAAGCUGCUCGCCAUUUGGUCAAUCUCAAUGCAGCUACCGUCAUUCUCGCCGUGCGCGAUGUGGAGAAGGGCAAUGAGGCUGUAAAAAGACUCGAAGCUGCUACAGGCCGACAUAGGGUGGCCAAAGCAUACGCACUGGACAUGGCCAGCACAAGCUCCGUGAAGAAAUUUGCAGAAGAGGUGAAGAGUCUUCCUCGUCUGGAUGCAGCAAUCCUGAAUGCCGGCAUCUACACACAGGACUUCGUGCUCGUUGAAGGUUUUGAAAGCACGCUCGCAAUAAACGUCGUCAACACAUUCUUCCUGGCAAUCCUGUUGCUACCAACCCUACAGAAAUCGAACACAGACGUCAACCCUGGAUGCAUUUCCAUUGUUGCAUCGGAUCGACAUGUGAUGACAAAUUUACCAGAGUGGAAGGAAUCAAAUACUCUCAAAGUACUGAGCGAUCCAAAGAGGGCCAAGAUGAACAAUCGGUAAAGGCAGGCCCUGCAACAACAGUUGAUGUUUCGCUAAAACUGAUGCUACAGUUACUACGAAUCCAAGCUUCUGCAAAUCCUUAUGGCCCGAGGACUUGCCCAGGAACUUUCGGGAAACAGCACGAGAGAGCCUAGCGUGGUUGUGAACAGUUUGACCCCAGGAUACUGUCACUCUGGACUGCUCUCCAACGCCAAACCAGUCACAGCAUUUGCGUUUAGAAUGCUUGCAAAAGCAACAGCACGUCCGGCCGACGUGGGCGCCCGGACUCUCAUCGCUUCUAUUUCACAGGGAGUCCCGAGUCAUGGAAAGUACAUCAACGACGGCGAGAUUGAAGAGUGAGUGUUGCUCUGCACCGGCAUCGUUUUUUGUUAUUGACUUCAGUGUUGCAGGAAAGCACUAUCUGGCUUCGUGAGGAGCCCUAAUGGUAAAGCUGCUCAGGAGAAGUUAUGGGGCGAACUGGUAGAUCUGCUUAAGCAGAAGAAUCCUGAGAUCCGAGACUUGCUGUCAUUGAAAUGA